AUGUCAGGACUGCGUCAGCUAUCAUGGAUCGAUGACCGUCUCCGCGAGGCAUUCCCGAAUAGGAAUGAGGAAUUUUUUGGAGGACUAAAUAUACUGUUGGUUGGUGACCUCUUUCAACUUCCCCCCGUGCUACAGAAGCCGCUUUACUACGAGAAGGAGGUGCAGGGAGUGGAAAUCAACGGCAGGAACGCGUAUAGACGCUUCGAUAAAUCUGUCUUCUUGAAGGUUGUCCAGCGGCAACGGGGCGACGAACUGGAGGCGUUUCGCACAGCUCUCGGGGAACUGCGGCUGCUCCAAUUAUCGGUGGAGUCCUGGAAACUCCUUUCCAGCCGAGUACAGGCAAAGCUAGAUGAUCAAGAAGUCGCCAGGUUCGCCAACGCCUUGCGAGUGUACACCACUAAAGAUAGGGUGAACGAAUAUAACCACUACCACCUCGACCGUCUCAGCCGGCCAGUUAUUCAGGUCAAGGCUAAGAAUGUCGGUCUUGGCUCGGCUGCGGCCCCGGACGACAAGGCAGGCAACCUUGCGAAGCAGACCCCUAUGUGCAUUGGCGCCCGUCUGAUGCUGACGUCUAACCUUUGGCAGCCAAUUGGCCUAUACAACGGCGCUCGCGCGUCGCGUUUCUCCCUAGACAUUCGCGCCGCUUCGUCCAUGCGUUUCUGUUCUUCAUCGGUAGGGAUUUUGACGAAGCCACCGUUGUUGGUCAUGUUCGCGCCUCGAUUAAUGAAGUUGAUAUAUGACUGUAUAGAGUCAGCUGAUGGAAACUCUGAGGUACGCCCUUCACACAAAACAGUACACAUGCAGUCAGGACGCCAUGAAGGUAUGCACGAAAAUGGCUGGACUGACGUGCGUUUUGACAAGGGUCUGGCACGACGGCGUGACUUCGGGCAGUAUUGCAAUUGCAGCGGCCGUGAAUAG
Metarhizium robertsii ARSEF 23 is the source of this 918-nucleotide messenger RNA. Its product is annotated as Sec1 family protein. Bases 1 to 918 code for a protein of 305 amino acids. The record is from RefSeq and is a predicted model, not a curated record. Lineage: Eukaryota; Fungi; Ascomycota; Sordariomycetes; Hypocreales; Clavicipitaceae. The transcript is spliced from 3 exons.